This is a messenger RNA of Porites lobata, 387 nucleotides long. NCBI's taxonomy places the organism in Eukaryota, Metazoa, Cnidaria, Anthozoa, Scleractinia, Poritidae. The record is from the annotation of a GenBank genome assembly.
GAUGUUGACGAAUGCAGUGCUUCUUCUCCUGUAUGUGACAGCAAUGCCAACUGCUCCAAUACUCGUGGAUCGUAUAGCUGUAACUGCAGGGCAGGAUAUACAGGCGAUGGAAAAACAUGCCAAGGUAGGUUUGAAAAUGUCAGGUUAACACAGAGGGUUAGGGAAGUUUUUCUUUAUACCAACCGAAUAAAAAUCUUACUAAUGGUCUUGUUAAAACACCCUUUGGUCUUCCCAUAUUGCAGUUUAGGGAUAUGUGUUCCUUUUUCAGAUGUUGACGAAUGCAGUGCUUCUUCUCCUGUAUGUGACAGCAAUUCCAACUGCUCCAAUACUCGUGGAUCGUAUAUCUGUACCUGCAAGUCAGGAUAUACAGGCGAUGGAAAAACAUGC